GGUCAGGCUGUCUACGCUCGUGAACUGCACACAUCAACAAGGAGAUAAACCAUUUCUCUCCGUAGCAGUUGUUUCUAUAAAUACCUCCACUGCUCGCUUCUACCUGUGAGGCUGCAACGCUGGGUGUACCAGAAUGAAUGUGGGUGUGGCACACAGCGAGGUGAACCCAAACACUCGGGUCAUGAACAGUAGGGGGAUCUGGUUGACCUACGCGCUUGGUGUUGGCAUACUUCACAUCGUGCUCUUGAGCAUUCCUUUCUUCAGCGUGCCAGUGGUGUGGACUCUCACCAAUGUCAUACACAACUUUGGAAUGUAUGUGUUCAUGCAUGCAGUGAAAGGCACGCCCUUUGAGACCCCCGACCAAGGAAAGGCCAGACUUCUCACACACUGGGAACAGCUGGACUACGGCGUGCAGUUCACUUCAUCCAGAAAGUUCUUCACCAUUUCUCCAAUUAUUCUAUACUUCCUGGCAAGUUUCUACACAAAGUAUGACUCAACACACUUUGUCAUAAACACGGCUUCGCUUUUGAGCGUCCUGAUCCCAAAGCUGCCGCAGCUGCACGGAGUGAGACUGUUCGGUAUUAACAAGUAUUAAGUUAUUGUCAGUGCUGUGCCUCUUUGCAGCAGAAGUAAAGUCUUGCGUAGCGCGUAACCCUGAAGUUGUACAGUUUGUGUAAAUGUCACUGUUGUUGUUUAGAUUUAUCAGGUUUAAGAUGAAAUGUUUAAAAAAUACAGGAGUAGGUUUCUAGGUGACAGGAUGCCAUAUGCAUAACUAACUUAUGUGAAUAUUUAAUGAUGUAAUUUUGGCCUGCAGAGACCUGGGCUGGCCCAGGCAUCGGUGAGGCUUUUGGUUGAGUUUAUUUCUCUUCUGUCUUUCCCUCCAAUUCACACGGCAACACAUAUUGUGAGUGAGUCUGUUUCUAGCCACAAAGAUGUCCCAAAUGUAUUUUUCAAAGAUGUUUACUUACUAAAGUUGGCUCAGUGUUAAUUGGCACACUCUCAUUUUGUAAUGGGUGUCAAAUGCAUUCGUGCUGAGUGCAAAAACUGAAUCAUUUCUUUAUUUGCAUGAUUUCCUCAGUGUGUGAAUCAUUUUCAUUUGUAUGUCAAUCAGAAAAGGGCAGGCUUUUUUCAUUGUACAGUUUUUUUGUGAUGUAAUGUCCUGUAUGUAGAAAUGAGACAAAUAACUGUUGUCAGAUUAAGUGUUUACUGAGAGAGGUCUGCAGUGUCUAUGGUAAACUUACAUUCAUGUAGCUGCUCUCUUUAGAUUAUGACUUUUUGCUAUUUUCAAGGCAGCUAGUCCUGCUUUGUUUGGCCAUAGCUCAUAGUAAUCUUGAUAUUUCUUGUUCUUAAUCUUAUUAAAAUGUUGGUGCCCUCUAA
Cheilinus undulatus (humphead wrasse) is the source of this 1377-nucleotide messenger RNA. It is a transcript of the gene ormdl1, whose product is annotated as ORMDL sphingolipid biosynthesis regulator 1. Gene Ontology annotation, biological process: negative regulation of ceramide biosynthetic process; ceramide metabolic process; intracellular sphingolipid homeostasis. NCBI's taxonomy places the organism in Eukaryota, Metazoa, Chordata, Actinopteri, Labriformes, Labridae. The record is from RefSeq and is a predicted model, not a curated record. The transcript has 4 exons. Bases 134 to 595 code for a protein of 153 amino acids. Gene Ontology annotation, cellular component: endoplasmic reticulum membrane.